Molecule: messenger RNA, 860 nt
Organism: Anopheles maculipalpis
Lineage: Eukaryota; Metazoa; Arthropoda; Insecta; Diptera; Culicidae
Product: retinaldehyde-binding protein 1-like
Exons: 3
Coding region: 3-860 (285 amino acids)
Cellular component (GO): membrane
Molecular function (GO): phosphatidylinositol bisphosphate binding
Source: RefSeq, a predicted model, not a curated record
AAAUGGGAAAGUUUGAGCUGGAAACGGCGCUUCCGAGUGCGGAGUUGCUGGAAAUCGCCAAGCAGGAGCUUCGGGAAACUCCGGAAGUUCGGGCUGCUGCUGUGGAGGAACUACGCAAGCUGUUGGAGGCGGCCACCGAUCUCAACUACCCGACCGAUGAAGAGUUCCUGAUCAUCUUCCUUCGUCCAACGAAAUUCUACGCCGAAAGUGCACUAAAGUUGAUGCGCAACAUUGCCGAGUUCAACAAGAACUACAAGGAAACGCUGUACAACUUGAUGCCUAGUGAUGUGCAGAAUGUGUUUAUCGAGCACAACAUCAUCAACAUUCUGACCAACCGGGACCAGAGUGGGCGUCGUGUGAUGAUCGUUAAUAUGGGCGAACCCUGGGAUCCGAAAGCUGUGUCCGAGGAGCACAUAUUCCGUGUACUGUACACGAUUCACAAGCUAGCGAUGCUUGAACCGGCCACCCAGAUCAAUGGCGUCGUGGUGAUCUACGACUUCAAAGGGAUGGGCAUGAAGCAUGUCAAAUCGAUGUCCCCGGGUGGUGCCAAGCGUCUGCUAACCUUCAUCCAGGAGGCAAGUCCGCUGCGUGUAAAGGGCAUCCAUUUUAUCAAUCAGCCCAUGAUUUUCAGUAUGGUGUGGGCCCUGUUCAAACCGUUCGUGAAGGAGAAGCUAAACAAGCGUAUGUUCUUCCACGGUGACAAAAUGGCAAAACUUCACGAGCAUGUGCACAAGGAGUUCCUGCCAUCCAACUACGGAGGAACUCUUCCGGCGCUAGACUACGGUGGCAAGGAUUGGUACCCGGUAGCGGAACAGCAUCUCGACUUCAUCAAGAAAUGGAACUCGUGUGGAUUUAAGUAA